AUCGUCUUCGAGAUACCCUUCAAGUGUCUUAUCGUUCGUUGUCAGGUGUGUUUUGGACCAAAGUGCAUGGAUGACUUUAAUAAUCAAUCUGUUUUCUACCGGGCAUUACUGUGUUUUAAUGGUGGAGGUCUUUGAGGAGAAUUUUGGAUAUAACCAUGGGAUCGGGGUCGACUUCGUGGAGGAGGAGGAUACUUAAUUCGAUACGAAUUCGUAGCGAGCUUGGACGACAUGUCAUCUGCGAGUUCUAUGCGACUUUCAUUCUAUCAGUCAUCGUCCAUGCUGCCGUGGCUCAGGAUGUGGUAUCGAGGACAGGGUCUGCAUUCAACGUCGCUUUGACGGUCGGGAUGGGGGUCGUUCUCGCAGUCUACGCUGGAUUCGGUGUAACAGGGGCUCACAUCAACCUGGCUGUAUCAAUAGGAAUAGCUGUUAUAGGACAAUUCCCAUGGCGGAGGAUACCUGUAUAUUUCCUAGCCCAGCUUGUCGGUGGGUUCGCCGGGGCAUGGGUAGUAUAUCGAGUUUAUGAAGAUGGUUUUGAUCAUUUUGAUGGUGGAACUCGUCAGGUUUUGGGUGAGAAUGGUACAGCUGGAGUCUUUGCUACAUUCCCGCAGCCGUACUUGUCAAUGACGACUGGGUUUUUUGAGCAGGUAUUGAAUACAGCAUUGUUAUUAGCCUCUAUAGGAGCUGUGAUGGAUCAGCGAAACAACGCCGCCCCUACUCGCGUAGCCCCGUUUUUCUUUGGGUUGAUUGUGUUUACUAUUCUAAUGAGCUACGGAUAUAACGCUGGCGCCCCUCUCAAUCCUUCAAUCGAUCUAUCCGGACGUCUUUUUCUCACCGCCGCUGGGUACGGAAGAGAGGUCUGGACUCCCGAUGGCGUUCACUGGUGGUGGAUACCAAUUGUAGGACCAAUUGUUGGGGCUUCUCUCGGGUCCUGGGCCUACUUCCUCGCUAUCAUCAUACACCAUCCACCAGAGGAGAUCAAUGUAACAGAUUACAACGAAAAGAUAGAAAACAUAGAACACAAUAAUAAAGACGGAAUGGUUAACAACCAUACGACAAGACAUCAUAGUUUAACGAAUUCGACGACGAUGAGCGUGAGAAGACGACCCUCUGACCAGGACGAGAUGUCGAGACCGCUAUCCGUCGACGCGAUCUUCCACAGUUCAUUAGAGAACGACGCCACGAAUGAUAUAUAUUUGUGACUUUUGGCAAGAAGAGAAAAAGCAUUCGAACUAAAAAUUAUGAAUGAAAUGAUUAAAAAAAUAACUUAAUGAAUAACGUGUGUAAAAAGUACUAUAAAAGUCUUUACUAUAAAAGUAUUACCACUGAUUUUGCUGGUUAUUGUCAUGGUAAUCAUUUCAUGCGAGUUUAUUUUUUACUUUUUUGCACUCAUGUUCGGUAUGUCUGAUAUUUCUCAAACAUGUAGCCUAAGUUUUAUUCUGCAAAAACAAUAAUCCUCGAAAUAUGGUCACGAUGUCAUUGUUUUUGUUUAAAAUGUCUCGACAUCAUUAUUUUUGUAAUAAUGUCUCGACAUAAUUAUUUUUGUAAUAGUGUUUCAAGUAGUCCAAUAUGUUUUUAGUUUCCCCAAAAUAGCGCAGGGUAAGCAUAUUAUAUUUCACCUUUUUUUAAAAUGAACUAAUUGCUAUGAGAAUUUAUGUGUGUUGAUAUGAAAUUGGAAUCUUGUGAUAUACAUGUAUAUAUCAAUAACACAUGAUCAAUGGUUGAAACUCACCCAAGUUGCGAAGUAUUGAUGGUUUGCACAGUUAAUUACCAAAUAUGUAUACUUGCGAUUGCUUGCUUCUCGCUUUUGGUAACCGUAGAAGUUUCAGAUGAUGAUGAAAUUCGAAAACCAAAAAUGUGAUAGCCACUGCCAUUUUUUACUUAUUUGAGAAGAAAUAAAAAAAAUAUGGACAAAAAAUAAAGGAAAGAUGAAUCAUUUGGGCUUAUGCAAAAUCAAAACAUACACAUGUUUUGGCUUCCAGUAUCAUUAAUCCGAAGGAAAUAUCAGUGGAAGAACAUCAUUCUUUUGUAUAUUUCUACGGCAUUUACUAAACCAGUUGUGAAUAUCUUUUAUAAGCACCAGUAUGAUAUUUUUGCAAAUAUCAUCAAUGAUCCAAGAUUCAAAUUUGUGGCUGAACAGAAAAUAGUUUUAGGUCCAUAAUAUAAUUCACCAAAUAUAAUAUACUUAAUAUAUACUAGUACCAAAUCAUAUAGUUAUGAUGUCAAAUAGCUUUAUACUGCAAAGUUUUGCAAACCUUUUGCACUAGAUAGAAAAGAAAAUAUAUUAUAUUUUCAUUGAAAUGUCAUUACUUUUUGUAUGUUGCUUUGAAAAUGUGUCCGGAACAUGG
Molecule: messenger RNA, 2345 nt
Organism: Lytechinus variegatus (green sea urchin)
Lineage: Eukaryota; Metazoa; Echinodermata; Echinoidea; Temnopleuroida; Toxopneustidae
Product: aquaporin-10-like
Exons: 7
Coding region: 156-1199 (347 amino acids)
Biological process (GO): water transport; glycerol transmembrane transport
Cellular component (GO): plasma membrane; basolateral plasma membrane
Molecular function (GO): water channel activity; glycerol channel activity; urea transmembrane transporter activity
Source: RefSeq, a predicted model, not a curated record